Gopherus flavomarginatus (Mexican gopher tortoise) is the source of this 12075-nucleotide messenger RNA. It is a transcript of the gene PLXNA1, whose product is annotated as plexin A1. NCBI's taxonomy places the organism in Eukaryota, Metazoa, Chordata, Testudines, Testudinidae. The coding region runs from base 442 to 6099 and encodes 1885 amino acids. Gene Ontology annotation, molecular function: protein binding; semaphorin receptor activity. The transcript is spliced from 33 exons. Gene Ontology annotation, biological process: semaphorin-plexin signaling pathway involved in axon guidance; negative regulation of cell adhesion; regulation of cell migration. Gene Ontology annotation, cellular component: semaphorin receptor complex. The record is from RefSeq and is a predicted model, not a curated record.
GCAGUGAAGCAGACUCUACAGCCUACAAAGAGGCUGCCAGGCUGCGCUCGGUGAGUGACCAUGUUUAAACAAGCGUGAAGAAUGAAUUACUCUGUCUGGACGAGAGAAGUUGGAUUUCAUCUGCGCUCUAGUUGCUGGAAACUUGCUGCAGAGAGAAGCAAACUUAGUUUAACUUUUCUUCAGGCGCUGGCUUGUUAAAGCUCCUGGAUUAUAACUGGACACUCCCCAAAAUUAAGGAUCCGGUGAAUGAAUAUUCCAGUAUAGGGGCUGAUCAGGCUGCCAGUGUCCACGAUGCCCUGAAUGUGGAGUCUAGCAGAAGCAGAGGAGAUCUUGGCCCUCUAAUACCCCCUCCCCUCCCCGAACCCCUCUAUUUUGGGUUGGCUUCUAUUUAUUUUGUGGCUAGGUUUGUGCACGGCCCUGGUCGGAUGUGACACUGCUGCAAUGUGGCUCCUUCGGCUCAAGCACCACUUGUCCGUUAAUAUCUGGACCCUUCUGCUUUUGGGGAGCGCCUGGUUACCACUGGCAGAGGGCACCCCCUUUAGGACUUUUUCUGUCACAGACUGGAGCUUGACACACCUGGUGGUCCACAACAAAACUGGAGAGGUCUACGUGGGCGCUGUCAACCGGAUCUACAAGCUCUCCAACAACCUGACGCUGUUGCGUGCCCAUGUGACAGGACCCGUGGAUGAUAAUGAGAAGUGCUAUCCGCCCCCUAGCGUCCAGUCCUGCCCCCAUGGGCUGGUCACCACCAACAAUGUCAACAAGUUGCUGCUGGUGGACUACUCAGGGAACCGGCUGAUUGCCUGUGGUAGUGCCUCCCAGGGCAUCUGCCAGUUCCUACGCUUGGACGACCUCUUCAAGCUGGGGGAACCCCACCACCGCAAGGAGCACUACCUCUCCAGUGUAAAUGAGUCAGGCACCAUGUCGGGUGUCAUCAUUGAGGUGCUUAACGGACAAAACAAGCUCUUCAUUGGGACGCCGAUCGAUGGGAAGUCUGAAUACUUCCCCACCCUCUCUAGCCGCAAGCUGAUGACCAACGAGGAGAAUGCGGAGAUGUUUGGCUUCGUCUACCAGGACGAGUUUGUCUCCUCCCAGCUCAAGAUCCCCUCAGACACGCUCUCCAAGUUCCCCACGUUUGACAUUUACUACAUCUAUAGCUUCAGCAGCGAGCAGUUCGUCUACUACCUGACGUUGCAGUUGGACACCCAGCUCACCUCGCCUGACUCCACAGGGGAGCAGUUCUUCACCUCCAAAAUCGUCCGCCUCUGUGUGGACGACCCCAAGUUCUACUCCUACGUGGAGUUCCCCAUUGGCUGCAUGCGGGAUGGCGUCGAGUACCGCCUGAUACAGGACGCGUACCUCAGCAAGCCUGGCAAGGUGCUUGCCAAGCAGCUGGGCAUCUCAGAGCAGGAAGACAUCCUCUUCACUGUUUUCUCCCAGGGCCAGAAGAACAGGGUCAAGCCACCCAAAGAGUCCGUCCUCUGCCUCUUCACUUUGAAAAAGAUAAAAGACAAAAUCAAGGAGCGCAUUCAGUCUUGUUACCGAGGGGAGGGAAAGCUGUCACUGCCCUGGCUAUUGAACAAGGAAUUGGGUUGCAUCAAUUCACCUCUGCAGAUUGAUGACUAUUUCUGUGGCCAGGAUUUUAACCAGCCGCUGGGCGGGACGGUGACCAUCGAGGGGACAGCGCUCUUUGUGGAUAAGGAGGAUGGCAUGACCUCAGUGGCUGCCUAUGACUACCGGGGACACACGGUGGUCUUCACCGGCACGCGGAGUGGCAGGAUCAAAAAGAUCCUGGUGGACUUGUCCAGUCCCAGCGGGCGGCUGGCGCUGCAGUAUGAGAACGUCGUGGCCCAUGAGGGCAGCUCCAUCCUGCGAGACCUGGUGCUCAGCCCCGACCGCCAGCACAUCUACGCUAUGACUGAGAAACAGGUGACACGAGUGCCUGUGGAGAGCUGUGAGCAAUACAAGAGCUGUGCGUUGUGCCUGGGAUCCAAGGACCCCCACUGUGGCUGGUGUGUCCUUCAUAACGUCUGCUCGCGGAAGGACCGAUGUGAGCGGGCUGAUGAGCCUCAGCGCUUUGCCUCAGACCUGCGCCAGUGCGUCCAGCUCACCGUCCAGCCCAAGAACAUAUCGGUCACUAUGUCUGAGGUCUCGCUGGUUCUGCAGGCCUGGAAUGUCCCAGAUCUCUCCGCUGGGGUAAACUGCUCCUUUGAAGAUUUCACGGAGUCCGAGAGCCGCAUUGAAGAUGGGAGGAUCUACUGUAGCUCUCCAUCUGCAAAGGAUGUGAUCCCCAUCACCAGGGGCAGGGGCGACAAGCGGGUGGUGAAGCUCUACUUGAAGUCCAAGGAGACUGGGAAGAAGUUUGCUGCUGUGGAUUUCAUUUUCUACAACUGCAGCGUCCAUCAGUCAUGCCUGUCCUGUGUGAAUGGCUCCUUCCCAUGCCACUGGUGUAAAUAUCGGCACAUCUGCACCCACAACGCUGCUGACUGCUCCUUCCAGGAGGGGCGUGUCAACAUGUCUGAGGACUGCCCACAGAUUCUGCCCUCCACCCAGAUCUACAUCCCUGUGGGCGUGGUGAAGCCCAUCACUCUGACAGCCAAGAACCUGCCACAGCCACAGUCUGGCCAGCGCAACUACGAAUGCAUCUUCCACAUCCCCGGCAGCGCCACCCGUGUCACAGCUCUGCGCUUCAACAGCACCAGCAUCCAGUGCCAGAACACCUCGUAUUUCUAUGAAGGGAAUGACAUCAGCGACCUGCCCGUGAACCUGUCCGUGGUGUGGAAUGGAAACUUUGUCAUCGACAACCCCCAGAACAUCCAGGCUCAUCUGUACAAGUGCUCGGCCCUGCGUGAAAGCUGUGGCCUCUGCCUCAAGGCAGAUCCGCGCUUCGAGUGUGGCUGGUGUGUGACGGAGAAGAGAUGCACCCUGCGGCAGCACUGCCCGGCCUACGAGAACAGCUGGAUGCACGCCAGCAAUGGCAACAGCCGCUGUACAGACCCCAAGAUCAUCAAGCUGUCGCCGGAGACAGGCCCCAGGCAGGGAGGGACCCGUCUGACCAUCACCGGGGAGAAUCUGGGCCUGAAGUUUGAGGAUGUGCGCAUGGGAGUGCGGGUCGGCAGAGUGAUGUGCACCCCCAUCGAGAGCGAGUACAUCAGCGCGGAGCAAAUUGUGUGUGAGAUCGGAGACGCCAGCACAGGCCGAGCCCACGAUGCACGUGUGGAGGUGUGCAUCAGGGACUGCUCCCCCAGCUACAGGGCCACAUCCCCGAAAAGCUUCACGUUUGUGACGCCCACUUUCUACCGUGUGACUCCGGCUUGGGGUCCCCUCUCUGGGGGCACCUGGAUUAGCAUUGAGGGUAACCAUCUCAAUGCAGGCAGUGAUGUCACAGUGACCAUCGGGGGACGACCUUGUGUCUUUUCAUGGAGGAACGCUCGGGAGAUUCGGUGCCGGACGCCACCAGGCCAGAGCCCUGGCGGGUCACCCAUCCUCAUCAACAUCAACCGGGCCGAGCUGAGUAACUCCGAGGUGAAGUACAAUUACACAGAGGACCCCACCAUCCAGAAGAUAGACCCAGAGUGGAGCAUCAACAGUGGUGGGACGUUGCUGACUGUGAUAGGCACCAACCUGGCCACUAUCAAAGAGCCUAGGAUCCGUGCCAAGUACGGCAGCGCUGAGAGGGAGAACAACUGUACUGUCUACAAUGACACCACCAUGCUGUGCUAUGCUCCAUCCAUCGACAACCCGUCUCGGAGCCCCCCGGAGAUCGGUGACCGCCCAGAUGAGAUUGGCUUUGUCAUGGAUAAUGUCCAGGCCCUGCUGAUUGUUAAUACCACCAGCUUCGUCUAUUAUCCGGACCCCGUCUUCGAGCCCCUCAGCCCCUCUGGCAUGCUGGAGCUCAAGCCCAGCUCUCCCCUUAUCCUCAAGGGCCGGAACCUGCUCCCGCCGGCUGCUGGUAACUCCCGGCUGAACUACACGGUGCUGAUUGGUGACACUCCCUGCGCCCUGACUGUCUCCGAGACUCAGCUCUUGUGCGAGUCGCCAAACCUCACAGGACAGCACAAAGUCACGAUCAAGGCUGGAGGGUUUGAGUUCUCCCCGGGGACGCUGCAGAUCUAUUCAGACAGCCUCCUGACACUGCCUGCCAUCAUCGGGAUCGGUGGCGGAGGCGGCCUCCUCUUGCUCAUCAUCAUCAUCGUCCUCAUCGCCUACAAGCGCAAGUCCCGGGAUGCCGACCGCACCCUGAAACGCCUGCAGCUGCAGAUGGACAACCUGGAGUCCCGCGUGGCCUUGGAGUGCAAGGAGGCCUUUGCUGAACUGCAGACAGACAUCCACGAGCUGACGAACGACUUAGACGGGGCUGGCAUCCCCUUCCUGGACUAUCGCACCUACGCCAUGAGGGUCCUCUUCCCCGGGAUAGAAGACCAUCCUGUGCUGAAGGAGAUGGAGGUCCAGGCGAAUGUGGAGAAGUCCUUGAGCCUCUUUGGGCAGCUCUUGAACAAGAAACAUUUCCUGCUGACCUUCAUCCGCACCUUGGAGGCGCAACGCAGCUUCUCCAUGCGGGACCGGGGCAACGUGGCUUCCCUGAUCAUGACAGCACUGCAGGGGGAGAUGGAGUAUGCCACCGGCGUGCUGAAGCAGCUCCUCUCAGACCUGAUCGAGAAGAAUCUGGAGAGUAAGAACCAUCCCAAGCUGCUUUUGCGGAGGACGGAGUCUGUGGCUGAGAAGAUGCUGACUAAUUGGUUCACGUUCCUCCUGUACAAGUUUUUAAAGGAGUGUGCUGGAGAGCCUCUCUUUAUGCUAUACUGUGCCAUCAAACAGCAGAUGGAAAAGGGACCCAUUGACGCCAUCACCGGAGAGGCCCGCUACUCACUGAGCGAAGACAAACUGAUCCGGCAGCAGAUUGACUACAAAAUGCUGACACUGAACUGCGUGAACCCUGAGAAUGAGAAUGCCCCCGAGAUUCCUGUCAAGGUUCUGAAUUGCGACACCAUCACACAAGUGAAGGAGAAGCUGCUAGAUGCCGUCUACAAGGGCGUGCCCUACUCCCAGAGACCCAAGGCAGGAGACAUGGACCUGGAGUGGCGGCAGGGCAGGAUGGCCCGAAUCAUUCUGCAGGAUGAAGACGUGACCACAAAGAUAGACAAUGAUUGGAAAAGGCUCAACACCCUCGCCCACUACCAGGUGACUGACGGCUCCUCUGUGGCACUGGUGCCCAAGCAGAACUCGGCAUACAACAUCUCCAACUCUUCCACCUUCACCAAGUCACUCAGCAGAUACGAGAGCAUGCUCCGGACAGCCAGCAGCCCCGACAGUCUACGUUCACGGACCCCCAUGAUCACGCCCGACCUAGAGAGUGGUACCAAGCUUUGGCACCUAGUGAAGAAUCAUGACCACAUGGACCAGCGGGAGGGAGACCGGGGCAGCAAGAUGGUGUCCGAGAUCUAUCUGACCCGUCUGCUGGCUACCAAGGGCACCUUGCAGAAGUUCGUCGAUGACCUGUUUGAGACCAUCUUCAGCACAGCACACCGUGGGAGCGCCCUGCCCCUGGCCAUCAAGUACAUGUUCGACUUUCUGGACGAACAAGCCGACAAACAUCAGAUCAACGAUUAUGACGUCAGGCACACCUGGAAGAGUAACUGUCUACCUCUGCGUUUUUGGGUGAAUGUGAUUAAGAACCCCCAGUUUGUGUUUGACAUUCACAAGAACAGUAUUACUGAUGCUUGCCUAUCCGUGGUGGCUCAGACAUUCAUGGACUCCUGCUCAACUUCUGAGCACAAGCUAGGGAAAGACUCUCCCUCCAACAAACUACUGUAUGCCAAGGACAUCCCCAACUAUAAGAGCUGGGUAGAAAGAUAUUAUGCAGAUAUUGCUAAAAUGCCAGCAAUCAGUGACCAGGACAUGAGUGCAUACCUGGCGGAGCAGUCCCGGUUACACCUGAGCCAGUUCAACAGCAUGAGCGCGCUGCACGAGAUCUACUCAUACAUCACCAAGUACAAGGAUGAGAUUUUAGCUGCUUUAGAGAAGGAUGAACAGGCCAGGAGGCAACGGCUGAGGAGUAAGCUGGAGCAGGCAAUUGACACAAUGGCCCUAAGCAGCUGAAAAGGCUGAGGCAGCCCUGACAGCUUUCCAGCAGUGGAUACUACAAGAGAGAGGCCAGCAAGCGGCAGCAGCAGAGUACUUUGGGUCCAGAGCCAAAUGGACACACGGAGCCCACCGUGUCCCGAAACUCUUAACACAAACGAACAAGAAAACCUACCACCGUAUCACACCCAAUCCAAUCAGACCUAUUCAGAGACCUUGCAAAAGGGACAGUGUGGGCAGGAGUGCAAAGGAGCCGAGAAGAACUGCAGAGAGCUUGCAGCACACCCAGCACAGCUGCUCCGGCAGGGGACAUGUCCUCGAUCUGGCGAUGGAGGCUGGAGGGUCGGGGACUGCACUAACUUCUAGGGCAACAUGUCUGAUGUUGUUGUUUUUAGCGCAGGGAGGGUGAGCGGGGAUUUCAUUUUUUUCUGUACUUGACUCGCUCCCCCUUCCUCCCCACCUGCCUCCCAGCUCUCUGCCCAUAUCCCUUCCCCCUGCUCUCUCUCUCUCCCCUCCCCACCCCAGCUCUCUGCCCUUCUGCCAUUAGUGUUAACUGCUAUAUUUGCACAAUUUACAAGAGAGAAACAAAAAAAUGUAAUUAAAACAAAGUAUAACACAAACGGGGAGGGGAAGGGAGGUUCUAAAUUUUGCAACAAACUAACAAAAAAAAGGAGGAUUUAAAAAAAUCACUCAAAGGACAGAUUCUGGGAGGAGAAGGGUGAGGAUGGGCAGGGAGUGGGAGACAAGUCCCAGAACCUUGGGGUAGUCCAUAAAAUUUGUCCUGGGCCAUGUUUGAUUUGAAUGUUGUUUAGUGCAGAAGGCAAAACAGGAACUUUUGUUAGCUGAAUCAGCUCUAAUUUACAUGCUGCUUAAGUGGUGUCCGAAGGUCACAAUCCAAGAGGAGGAAGAACAGAGAGGGGUGACGAUCUUCGGGGCCUUUUCCCAGGGAUGGGCCGGUGCUGUGAAUCAGGCGGGGGAGUGGCGUGGUGUCAACUUCAUCCUUGUUUUUAUUUGCAUGUUGCUAUUUCUGCGUGGGACAGGACAACGCAGAUGAAGGAGGAGAAUCGUUGAGCUCUUUAUAGCUAGAGCAUGUGCUCCAUCCUCUCUUGUGAAAGGGGAGUUUCUGGGCAGCAUUCCCUGGUGGCAGUCGGUGCUGUGAGGGGUGUCUGGGCCAUGGAGAAGCCCUCAGGGACCUUUCAAGCUGGGAAGCUGUUGAAAACAGACCUUUCAAAUUGGCAUUUCCAUGACUCCAAGUGCAGCUAGAUGACUGUAGUGGGGAGGUUGAUGUUCUGGGAGCUUGAGCUUGCACUACAUCCAAGUGGAUUAGGAGCAAAGAGCUUUCCGACCCGAACGGGGAGCGGAAAGGCAGUGUCAGCGUGGGGCUUUAGCAUCCUGUCUUUGCCUAAUUUGAGAAAUUUCCUUCUGACGCCCCCUAACGGCCUAAGGUGCUGAGCAUCUCAGCACAUUUGCAGCUCUUGGUGUCCUUUAAAGCAGCCCGAAUGAAGCCACUGAUGGCAGCUGGCUCACACUCCAGCCAGGCUCCGAAACCUCUACAAUCCCAGGGUUCUCCCAGCACUACCAGGCAGGCUCCUGUAUUUAAAGCAGUUGGAGACAGUAGUGCGGGGAGCUGUCAGCCUGCCACUCUGCUGUAACUGAGCCAUAACCCGCUGCAGCCUCGCAGUCCAAUUACAAGCAUUUUUGUUUGGAGCUACAUCAGUGGAUUUGUUUCAGGUUAGGCCUAACCGAUCCCAGAAAGGGGAAGAGGGUGGGGGUGUGAGGGUGGCCCUGGAAUUUUGACUGCAAUGGUGAAACCUUUUUUCUCUGUCCUCUUUUUGUGCUGGUGUAAGGGAAGGGCCUGGGUCACCCAGGGAAAUGGUUUAGGUCCUUAUUUCUCUGCAGAAAUCUGUCACAGACCAAUGAUGCCAUAUAAGGCAUUUCUCUGUAGCUGCACUGGUUCCGGAGGGAUGUAUGGGCUGUAACCUUGGAUGGAAGGAAAGCAGAAAAAGAAAAGGUCCACCCUUGUGUGUGGUCGGUUACAGGCUAAGAGGGCAAACCCCGAGUGGUGAUUGCCGUAGCUCUCCAGAUGUGAAUUCCCCGCAUACUCGGCUGUCUCAGAUCCCUGCUGCUACUGUGUACGCGGUCAGGAGCUGUUGGCACAAAAGGUUGGAGAGGGUUCUGUAAACUAAGCUGUUCAAUGAGUUUGCCAUUACUGGUUUAACAAAACAGGGAGCAGGCACCACUCACCCUGCUGUCCCCAAGCCCCAGGAGCAAGUGUGUGUGCGUGGCGUGUCUGUGCACAGCUCACACAGUGGUGAUGCUAGUUAUCCAGAUAGUUAUGUGCUCAAGUACCAGGGUGAAGGGCGCAAUAGAAAACCCUCUGAUAGAUCAUCAGGAGACAGUGCGAAAGGGAAGGUAGGAGGGACUGGGGGGUUUCUGCUGUGGCUGCCAUGUUGUGCUGUAUUUUGGUGGUGCUACACGUAGUUCAUACCUCCGCUGUGUGUGUACACAUACAACCACCGAGCUCCUGUAUGUCCCACCAGAGCCCUCGCAUGGCAUUGUUCAGCCAUGGUUGGAAAGGGCCCUGGAAUUCCACAGGGCCGAUUUCCAGCCCUCUCCCUGGGGAACGAGUGUUUUACAAAGCACCUGAGAAUUCUCCUUUUAGCCUUCAUUAGCCCACUGAGAGCUAGGUGAGGAGCCAAAGCAUUCUGACUUGGCCUGCUCCCCACAUCCCAGGAAACCAAACCCAGGCUAGGAUCUCACUGGGUUUCUGCCCAGAAUGUACCUCUCUUUCCCCUCUCCUCACUCUUUCUUCCCCUCUCGCGCUCCCCCACCCCCCACUCUGUCUUUUUGGGUGAUUGUUGCAUUCUCUUAUUUCAGUGGAAAUCCAGGGAUCCAUCUCCUUUGGAAGCCUCUGCUUGGCAUGUCAGAUCCUCUUGGCUUUAUUAUUUAAAGAAACAAAGGUGCCGAGCCGCUGCCCAGACUCAGAGCAGGUGACCAAAACCUUCUAUAAACAUAGUUUUCUUUUGCAUACGGAACUGCUAAUCUACAUUGCUGCCUGGGCCAAGGAGAGGCCCCCACCAUGCCAGAGGUGGGCUACUGAAAAUUUAAAAGAUACCGGCUCAGUUUCUAUCCAUUUCCUUAGAUUGCAAGUAAGGGGCGGAGGGGGAAAAAUAAUGAAGUUUUUAAUUAAAAAAAAUAGUGUGUGUAUAUAUAUAUAUAUAUAUAUGUGGUUACAAUCUAAUUCUUGUGCCCCAGUGGGGUGCUGUAUAGUUAACUGAAGGAGAAACAAACCAAUAUUAAAUAUUAAAUGGAUUUACACAGCCAGUGGAAAAUACCAAAUGAUUUGGAAGAAAUUUCCAAGCAUUUCUCACCAAGCAGAACAAUCUUUUGAAGCCUGCACAUCUCUAAUUACGUUGGAAUUUUGUUUUUUGAAUUAAAGACGAGGAGAAGGAGAAGGUGAUUUUUUAAAAUAAAACAACAAAAACAAACGAAACAAAAAAAUUAAAAAAAAAAAGAUAAAAUAAAUACCCAACCCAACCUGAGCCAUCUCCGGAGUUGUGGGACCUGUGGGCUGUUGCAUGACUGUGCUAGAUUUUAGUCUGAGUUGAACUUUUUAAGGAACAAAAACAAAAAACUGCAAGUGUUGAAUACUAGAGGUUCGUUUAGACCUUUUCUUUUACAUUUUGGAAUUAAUUUGUCACUUUCUCAUCAAAGACAAAAAUUAAUUUGACUUCAACGGUUUAUUUCUCAAAAUGGUACUCAAAGACCCUUAAAGGACAGCUGUGUGCCAGCAGGCCCCCGAAAGAGGCAACAUCUGUUUCGCUUGCUCUUUUGGGAUCUCCUUCAGCAGUGGUGAGAGGGAAGGAAUCCUCAAGUGAAACUGGGCUGUGGGCCAUGAAACUUGGCUUUGUGGAUACUUUAGAAAAUGAAGGCCAGAUCCUCAGCUGGUGUAAAUGGGCAGAGCUUCAUUGAAAUCAGUGUUUUUUAAGAGAGACAAGGGCACGUUGAUCUAAAGGUUUUCCUGUUUCUCCUGCUGUGUAGCACUGGUUGAAACAUGUUCAAGGCCAGUGCCACCAACCUGGCUAGGAAUUUACACACAUCACCGUGGUAUCUUGGCCGCAAUAAUCCACGGUAGUGGGAAGGGCAUUUCUGUGGUGAGGCUGCUUUAUUAUCCUUAGCCCAAGAAUGACUUGAAGCAGUAACCAGUUAUUUUUAGAUCCUCCAACUACAUCAAGUAAGAGACGAUUUUAAUGUAGACAGUUUCUAGGCUGUAAUUACACUGCCCAUGGUUUUUAAUGAGGUAGAAGGUAUAUAUGGGUGUGUGCCCAAAGGCAUUCUGGACAUGGGUUUUGGUUUAGCUACGCUAGAGAGGAGGCGGAGGGGAACAGUGAAAUCUCAAUUCAGAUCUGGACCCAAAGUUGAGCUGCAGGCCUAUCUCGUGCAGAGAGGGACUCAGUUCAGAUCAGGAAGGCAGGAGGGUGCAGUUCAGCCUGCCUGCACUUCUACUGACCUUCCAGCCAUUGGGAGCGAGCUCCCCUGUGACCUCCUCCCUUCGUUGCUGUAGGGACCCAGCUCCUACCUACAUUUCUCCUUUCCAAUCAGUCUGCCUGAGUCAUUCAUCAUCAUCCCACUCUUGUGCUGACAAAUUGUGAGGUCACCAGCCCUAAUCAGUGGCCUCAAUGAAUCAGGCAGGAGGAGCCAGCUGAGAAGGAAGGGAGACUGUGGGUUUUAAAUAGCAGGAAAGAAGUAAGUGCAAGUCGACGCUGGUGUGUAAGAGGUGUAUAGCUUGACUGACAUGAGCAGCACAUCUGCCUGAGCUGGCAUGAGCCCCUCUGAUGGUGAUAAUGGAGCCCAGGAUUCCCUCUAGGGCAUUAACUCUGGUCCUGGGAAUAGGCACAGCUCCCAGGGCAGGGCAGCCACCUUUUCUUCCCCUUCCCCCCACUCAUCUUGGUGUGGCAUUUUUGGAAGGUGCUUUGGAAGUUCAUCAGUUUCUUCCACCAAAGAUCCAUCCCAGCACAUUCCCACCUUGGAGACAGUGGUCCCAUCGCUGCCAGGCCCAGCUGUUGGUGAGGUCAGACAGCAUCUCCAUGACUUGAGAGAUUCUUAAAAAAGGGACUUUUUUUUUAAUACUCUCCACUUUUGCUAAGUUGUCAGGUGCUACUUUUAGCCUUUCAUAUCUAACUCCCAGGAUCAUGCUCAGACUUCUGCCUGGUGCUCCAGAGCUCCCCCCCCGCCCCUGUUGCCCCCAGAACUGGGAUCUUUACUGUGGUAUUCAAACAGGAACCAUGGGAAUGGGAUGGUGGCAGCAAAAUGGAGACCUGCAGGCUUUGGCCAUGUAGGUUCUUCCAAAACAUCCUGCUGGGAAUGAAAACAGGGAGGGAAGUGCUUGCGAGAGCCCAUGCCUCCUCAUCUCUCAGCACUGAAGCCUGAGCCCUUGGACUUUGGGUAGAUCCUGGCUUUGCCCGAUGCUGGUGUCAGAAUAGACCACAAGGAUCAAUGCUGCAUUGGUCCAGGGUGGAAAUGACCAUGUGGCUGUUGCCAUAUUGGUUAUCUUCUGAUUUGGGACAAUAUUCACACAUUUCCUUUCAGUUCAGUUUUAGAUUUAAAAUGCAGCCAAGCCAUGGAAGUGCCCUUCUCUACCCUUCUAUCGAGAAUGAGCCCACUGCCUGCUCAGCAGCUGGCCAGCUCAUGGGAGCUGAGUGGCCUUGCUCUGGGAGAUAUAAGCAGAGCCGUGUUCUCUUUGAAGGAACCACAGUGCACAGUUAGCUGUCCUUUAAGAAUGUAGGGGGGAAACCAACAACAAAAGGCCGAGAACUUUAAUAGUAACAUACAGAGUCCUGAAAACUUUGUGAUUGUUUCAAACUUGAAGCAACUGUGCCAGUGUGGCUGGUCGACACCCUUCGACCGUGUAAAUAUCCUAUUUCCUAUUUUAAUGUUCUUCAGAUUUAGUACUUGUAAAUAAACACGCGCAUCAAGGAGAGAUUAAACAUUUUU